Molecule: messenger RNA, 2013 nt
Organism: Jaculus jaculus (lesser Egyptian jerboa)
Lineage: Eukaryota; Metazoa; Chordata; Mammalia; Rodentia; Dipodidae
Product: ubiquitin domain-containing protein TINCR-like
Exons: 3
Coding region: 1-252 (83 amino acids)
Molecular function (GO): protein binding
Source: RefSeq, a predicted model, not a curated record
AUGGAGCGGCUGCGGCGCGGGAAGCGCUUCCACAUCAAGGUGCACCUGGCCGACGAGGCGCUGCUGCUGCCGCUGACCGUGCGGCCGCGCGACACGCUGAGCGACCUGCGCGCGCAGCUCGUGGGCCGCGGCGUGGGCUCGUGGCGGAGGACCUUCUUCUACAACGCGCGGCCGCUGCGCGACCACGACACGGUGCGCGACGCGCGACUGCAGGACGGCUCGGUGCUGCUGCUGCUCAGCGACCCCAGGUAGUUGAGGCUGGACAUGUUGGAGCCAUGGUCCUGGGGACCCCAGGUGCUGACUGAAGGAGCCAGGCUGGCCCAGGGGCCACUUGGGUACCUCAUCUUUUCCCAGGUUCAGAACUCCUAUAUGGACCUAUCCACGCCUGUUGCCUUGGACAUCCCUGACGAAAACUCUGUCCCCGGCCCUAAAACUGACCCAGGAUGUCGCCCUCAUCCAGGCCACCGGCAAGGAGCCAUAACUCUUCUCUGUGUUCUGUGAGACUUUGAGAUGAUCCCUUCUCUCCUGGGGGUGGCACUGUGCCAUGGUGAAAGGGCAGGGCUCUGACACCUUCUGCUGGCCAUGCUGUAUCCCCUGCCCAGAGCACCCAGUGUCACCUGGACUUCGGCCACCUAUGGAAGCCUUUUCAGAAUGACCCCCAGUGAGAGCCCAAAGCCUUCUGCCUGUUGCCAGCUGGGGCUGGGGCGCAGCCAUCUGAGACGCCUAAGCCGACAGGAAGUGGGGACCUGAGACUCAACCCUCUGUGAGUUCUCAAGUGACAGUUCCCAAUGUGUCUCCUCCAGGCACAUACAUGUAUGAACCCCUGUGACAGGUUUUUCUUCUGCCUGGGGCUUCUGGGGAAGUACUGUUUAAAUUAGGAGUCAGGCUGCUGCUCCCCCCUCUAAUUUGGGCUACUAUCCCUGCCACCCUGGAGCUGUGGGGAUCUGAUGGAGGAAGAGGGAGGCUCUCCUGCCUCCUCGCUGACUUUGGGGGUGAGAAAAAGCAUUUUCAAGGCAUUUUGACAUUUAACAAACAGUAUGCAAAUAGGAUGCAAAUUGAAUGCAAAUAACCACCUAUUCCUUAAGCCCCGACAGCCCCAGCAUGUUCAGGAAUGAUAAUGUGGGGCCUGUCCCUCAACAAGGCUGAUGGCCAGGGUGGAUGGUGCCCCUCCUUCCCCUCUCCUCCCACUCCCUGCCUUCCUGUCCCUUCUCCUCCUUCCUUUCCCCACCCCUCCUUUCUUCCUUUCUUCCUUCCUUCCUUCCUUCCUUCCUUCCUUCCUUCCUUCCUUCCUUCCUUCCUUCCUUUCUUUCUUUCUUUCUUUCUUUCUUUCUUUCUUUCUUUCUUUCUUCUCUCUCUUUCAUGUCUCCUCAGUCCAUCUUUGAUUCAAGGCCUGACCUGAAUGUAAACUGGCUUCCAACAGGCCAUUUUCCAGUUGGGAAACUGAGGCCCAGGCAGGCCCAGGUCUGGUCCAAGGUUCCACGGUGAGGAUGUGAAAAGUGUCUACCACCAAGUGUCAUCAGAGACCAAGGUGGGCUGGAGCUGUGAGCCGUGGAGCAGACAUGACAGCUCUGAGGGCCUCCAGCCUGGCGGUGGCUGGGCCAGGCGGACUGUUGAGGGUGGGGAGGGCUUGUGGCCUUGAGCUCUGAGUUCCCACAGCUCAUCGUACUUCCCAGUCCUGGAUUGUCUUCCACUCCAUCAGCAUGUCCCUGGAGCUCUGACCUCAGACCCCCUGGGCUAUUUGCAUGGCCCAUCCUUUUUAUUUGAUGGACUGCUGUCUAACCUUCAAAGCCGCUGCUUCAGUGCCCAUUUCCACACAGCCACUCUGACCUUCCCAGAAGAGUCUCCACUCUCCUGUGGGCUCCUGCUACAUCGGUGUUCAUGGAACAGGGAGGUGUGCGGCUCCUCCCAAGUCAGCCAUCCACUCUGGAGCCCUAAGAUCAUCCAGUCCUGCCCCAAGUACAGAGCAGCUAUUUGGAGGGGAAGGGGUGCCUAAUAAAAAUAGCAAAGAAACCA